AUGAGCGGGUCAGACACUCACUUGUCGCUCUUUAAUACGCCUACGAGCCCUCUUUCGCUCGCCAAUCCCGCCCAAAGACCGCCAGUCGAUGGGGAGUCCUCGAAACUGAUGAAGGAGACAGGAGCUUCGGGAGGUGGGAGAACGCGGUCGGACGGCGAGCGAGACGCGCAGGACAGGCGAUUCGGCCAUGAUGGACUGUCGCAUGGUGGGACGGGCGGCCUGCGUGCGGUUGCGGGCGAGCACUCGCUGCCUCAACCACUCGAUUCGGUUUCGACGGGUCAUCAGCGGCGAGACGCGCUUCCUCGGGCGCGCCCGCAUGCGGAAGGCUUGCAUGAGCGUGAGGGAAGUGUGUUGGACAGGCGCACGAGCGAGCUCCUCGAGCAGACCGGGCUCGCGGACCUCCUCGACGACUCCCUCGUCCACCCCAACAACCGUCCUACGUCCACUACUCUUUCGACAAGCCGUUCCACCUCGUCGGUCUCGUCUAAAUACUACGCUGCAUCCGCCGAACCGCCCACGUCUACCUCAGCACGUCCAGUCCCCCGCUCGCCGCCAAGAUCCUCUCGCACCCUCUCUUCCGCCGCCCUCGCCGCCCUCGCCGACUCUCCCGCCCGCCCGCCUCGUCCACCGAAGAGUCAUGCGCGUCCACCGAGUCGGGCGUCCAUCGCUUCGUCGGCCGACUCGGGCGCAGCGACAGAAGGAGGCGGCGGAACUCCCGACGCAGGUCAUGUCGACUCGGGCAACCCUUCCGCCAUCCAACCGUUCGAUUCGCCGUCGCUCGAAGAGGCAGGCGGCCUCGCCUUCCCUCGCCUGCGUGCUGGGACUGCCAGCACAGACCGCACCCCCGCCCUCUCAACCGCCUCGUCCGCCUCAGCGCGCAACUCGGCUGUCUUCUACUCGUCGCUCGAGGAGGAGGUCGAAGAUGACGGCGAACCAUGGAACGCUGCGACGCCUGCGACGACGGUCGACUAUUCGUCUCCGUCGUUUCCCUCGUCCGACUUGGCUGCGGUCGACCCGCAUGCCGCCUCGCCAGCUUUGAAGCGGACACGGCCCGUCGAGCCCCUCCAGCUCCACCUCGCACCGCCCAUGUCGCCCUCCUCGACUACCAAUACGCUCAAGGGCCUCGGACUUAACUUCUUCACCGCCUCAGCCGCAUCGUCUUCCUCGACCACUGUCUCCUCGCCUUUGAGCGCCACCGUCCCGCCUAUGCUGAACGAGGACGACCUCGACCGCGAGUUGGAGCGGCUGAGCCAGUACGCGAAGAGCUUGCCUAGCCCGCUGCCGGGUGUCUUUGCGAGGUCCGAUCCGUCGUCUGCGGGAGUGGCGGAUUGGACUGCGCAGGACGAAGAUGCUGCGGAGUCGGCGGUGGAGGAGGAGAAGACGCUCGUUGUGGACGGGCUCCGCACGGCGGACCCCGUCCCGCCUGUGCCGCCUCUGCCGCCUCACUUCCCCUCAACUCACCCUCAUCCAGCGACCCACUCUUUCGGACCCAGCGCCGGAACUUUACUCGCCUCCCCUUCUCGCCGUCCAGCGCUCCUCAACCUCCCAAAUUACCGCCCCGCCCCCUCUACCCGCGACUAUCUCUCCCCCGCCCCCGGUCUCGGGAUUGCAGACGAGACAGACUUUGUCUCCACCACGGAUGCUGGCGAAGACGACGAUGACGAGGAUGACGAAGGCGACGAUUCGUUCGGGUUCCAGAUCGACACUCGCGUUCCGCCGCCAAAUGCGUUCGGGAGGAAUGAGAAGGCGACGAGUUUGUGGAAUGAGGAUGUGGCGUGGAGGGGGUCGCCUGCGGUCAGUACGGCGGGAGCAGGACAGGCGGAGAGGGAGAGGGAGGAUGUGGUUGAUUGGAGCGAUUCGCCGGUCGAAAAGAGGGAGUUGCCGCGAGAAACGACGCACCUCAUCCUCGCUCGCAGCAAGACGCCGUUCCAGAUCGCGCCGCUCCUCACAAACGCCGUCCCAAUGCUCACGCACGGCCUCGUCGUUCUCGACAUUCGCGAAUGCGGCCUUUCCGAAAUCCCGUCCGCCAUCGCCUCGUGCUGCUUCCUCCAAGAACUCGACGUCUCGGGCAAUUCGCUCGCCAUGUCGACUCUUCCGUCCUUCCUCGGCACUCUGCCCGCCCUCAAUGUCCUCCUCGCCGACGAGUGCAAUCUCGCGAGCUUGCCGAAUUCGCUCUCGCAGCUCACGAGGCUCCACACGCUCUCGCUCCGGCGGAAUCGGCUCAGAAUGCUCCCGUCGUGGUUGUGCCGCCUCACCGCGCUCGAGACGUUCCUAAUCGACGAGAACCCCUUCGUCUGGGAGGUGCAGAACCUCGUGCGGCCUCUGCUCGUCGACGCCGGUGUCGAGCGCGAAGACGGUGCACGGACGCCACUCUCGCACGCUCCUUCGCCCAUCCCGCCAGCGUCUUUCCGCAGCACACCUUCGCCACUCCCGCCUCCACCCCAGUUCGCCGACUCGCGCCCUCCCUCUCCCGCCUUCGCUCGCUCGCGCUCAAACUCGUCGAUUCCGGCAUGGUCCAGUUCCGUCGCGCCGUCGCCCGCCUUGUCGCGCGCCUCGUCUCGCGGCGACUUGAGCGAGUCGCUCGGCAGCCUCAUGCUGCGCGAAGAUGCGAGUCCGCUGCCGACACCUUCGCCUGCAUUCAGUGCGAGUGGCGAAACCAACGCCGAACCGGUCGACGCGGACAAGAAGGAGAAGCGCAAGUGGGGUCAGCGGCUGCUCAAGAAGGUAUCGGCCGGUCGGUUGCGGUCGUCGUCGAGUGCGUCGAAGCGGCCUGGUGCGCUCGAUGCAGACGCGAGGACGUUCUCGCAACCUGUCACGCGAGGAGAAGAGUCGGAGGCGGAGAAGCAGGUCCCGUCAAGCGGUGGGAUGUUUGGCUCGCUCGGACGCAAGACGAUCAAGCGGUCGAAGGGGCCAGCACAGGCCCCGCGAAGUGCGCCGCCUGUCAACAAGCGCAAGUCGUUCCUCUUGCUCGACGCCUUCUCGCCGGCGCCCGCUUCGCCCGGUACUCCAGCGCUGAAUGACCACGCAUCCGCCCUUCGCAACGUCCUCGCCUACCUUCGCGACCUCGACGACCUCUCACCCGACGUCUUGCUCCCGGCUAUUCCGCUCGACAACCCGUCACCGCACCUGCGCCAUUCGCCUUCGCUCGGCGCGCUCACUCCCGGAGGAUCGCCUCGACCUGCGUCGCCCGCCUCGAUGCGCCGAGCGCAGAGCACCCGUCGGCUUCCUUCGAACGGCUCAGUCCGACGAGGCUCGUCUGCCCACUUUUCGCAGUUCCUCGACGAUACGCCCGAUCCGUCCGACCGCUCAUCCUUCAUUCUUUCGAUGCCAGAUCUUGCGGCUUCGAAGGUCAACGACGACCCAGCCAAGCGCGACGCGAUCCUCAAGGAGAUUGUCGCGACCGAGCAGUCGUACCUGCGUGGGCUCGAGGAGUUGUGCGGCAUCUACGUUGCGAGCGCAAGCGUGCCUGUCAGCAGCAGCAUGAACGGCGGCAAGAAGGACACGGUCGUCCCGACCGCCGAGCGCAGGGCUGUCUUUGGCAACAUCGAGGCGAUUCGCGACUUUCACCGCAAGAUCCUCUUGCCCGACUUGCUCGCGGCUGUUCGCACCGGCGGCGACUCGACGACGGUUGCGGAAAAGGUUGGCGAGGUCUUUGUCGACCACGCCUCCUUCAUGAAGAUCUACUCGGGCUACAUCAACGGCUUCGACGACGCUCUCGCUCGCAUCCAGAGCUGGGGCAAGAACAGCUCGAACCGUCCGAGCGCCGGCGCUGUGUCCCCCGCCCUGUCUUCGCCCGCCCUCGCAUCGUCGACGACGUUCGAUGCAACCGCCUCGAUCGCUCAGACGUUGUCCUCGAGCCAGCGCAAGCGGAUACGGAGUUGGCUGAAGCGCUGCCGGGCGCACCCGUCACAUUCGCAAAUUUCGCUCGAGUCGUACCUCCUACUCCCGAUCCAGCGCAUCCCUCGCUACCGACUGUUGCUCGAGUCUCUCUCGUCCUGCACACCCGCCCCAAUCGACUCUACAGCAGAUGUCCUGGCGUCUUCGCUCCCGCCGGACUCGCCCUUCGCGCCUCAUCCAAUCAUCGCGCAGGCUGUCGCCGAGAUGGACGCCGUCGCCACCACACUCAACGAGAGCAAGCGCGAGAACGAAGGUCGCGCUCAGCUCGUCAUGUGGCAGAACCGACUCGUCACCAAGUUCAAGUCGCCACUCGUCCAGCCGCACCGCACGCUCCUCCGCAGCGGCUACAUUACCCUCGUCCGGUCCGUCAAACGCUCGACGACGCAGAUGGAGCAGCAGCCACCAAGUCCGUACCGCACGACGAGCGGGCGCUUGCUCGAGCAGCCAGAGCCGGUCGCGACACUCUUCCAGGACACGAAGCAGGUGGAGCUGAUCGCGCUGCUGUGCACCGACCUCCUCGUCCUGUGCCGACGACCGCCGCCGCCGUUCGACGCAGACCCGAACUCGCCGGUCGAGCUCUACACCGUCUUGCGGCUCAACAGCGCACGCGGGACUCCCUUCGGCAGCUCUGGGCGAAGCGAACCUCCCGCUUGCGUCUUUGGCGCCGACGACCUCCUCCGCGUGAAGAUUGGCGACAAGGCCAUCUGCUACUUCCGCUGCAUCGCCGACAACGCUUCGAAGAACCGCAAAGAGGCGUCCGCCUGGGCGAACGCCAUCAACGUCCAGUGGGAGGUCAACACCUAG
Molecule: messenger RNA, 4701 nt
Organism: Rhodotorula toruloides NP11
Lineage: Eukaryota; Fungi; Basidiomycota; Microbotryomycetes; Sporidiobolales; Sporidiobolaceae
Product: Rho guanyl-nucleotide exchange factor
Exons: 7
Coding region: 1-4701 (1566 amino acids)
Molecular function (GO): guanyl-nucleotide exchange factor activity
Source: RefSeq, a predicted model, not a curated record